AUGCUCGGCGUCGUGCACUUCCUCCGGAGUUUCUUCAAGGUGAGAGCCACAGCCCGAGACCCCCGCGAAGGUAGCUCGGGAUGCUCCCCGCACCCGGCGCGGGGAGGGGAGCCGGCGGCGCCCGCCGCCGCGCCCCAGGCUUCCGCGGGGUCCGUCCCGGAGGGGAAGUACCGGGCGUUCUACUCAGUUGCUCCAAGUAAUAAUCUUAUUAUGCAACAUGUGAAUGUUUAUAAAGACUGUCUCAGGACCUUGGUGGUGGCAACAGGUUACAGGGACUAUUACUUGGGCUGCAGAGCAACAGAUGCCUAUGCACAACUGGCAGAGAAGGAAAAGUCCUACCAGGACCCCUUCAGUUUCUUAUCCUUGUUGGCAGAGAGAGGUUCUAGACCCCAGGUCCUGGAGCAUUUGUUGGUAAAAAGGCCUGGCCAGUGUGGCCAGGGCUCUGCCUGCACCUGCUUGUCUUGCUGCGGCUCUUCCCUGCAUCGGAUGUACAUCACAGUGGGGCAGCUGGUCAAGGCAGUUGCUCCUGGCUCCCAGGUGCCUCUAUGGGCAGCCAUCAUUAGUUCAGGACCUCUCUCUUCUGGGGCCUCUCUGAACAAAGGAGAACCGGAGGUCAGACCAUCAGCCCUGAUGGCCCUGAUGUCAGCUCUGCUGAAUUUCCAGGAUGUGGAGGUACAGGGUGGAACCAUGGAAGCCACUAGCCAUUCAGCAGGAGCACUCUGUAGCUUUUCCAGUGCUCUCAUGGCUGUUGCCACCGUUUUGUGUACGUGUCAGGGCGUGUUCACAUCACAUUUCACAUGUCCACACUCCUACAUGACCCAGAAGACCCCAGAGGCACGUGCACACCUGUCAGGUGAAGGUGAGACUGAAGAUAACCAGCUCCCCCGACUCCCUACAGAAGCAGAAGAGCAGAACUGGAGCCAGGAAACAGAUGGUGAUGAUUUUGAGACAUUGUCCCAUCAGAGUGAAACUCGAUCAGACACAAAAACUGACCCCUUUGAGAGUGCCUCUGACACAGAGUCCCUCACCGGCAGUGCCUGCCUCUCUCCAACUGGUCCUUCCAUAGACACAGAAGCAAGCUGGAAGUGUCCGGAUGCCCCAACAACUAGACCACCUCAGGAUCAGCCUUUGACCAGUGUCCUUGGGCUUGAUGCGAAAGAACUAGACUUGUCCUCUGACUUAAAGGAAAAAUUGGGCAAAAAUGAGUCGCUCUCCUUGGCUGACAUCACUAGCGGAGGGGAAGAGUCCCUCUGGGACUGUGUGACCAGCCUGGAUAAGCUGCCUCUGCUAUCAGCGUGCACCUCUCAGGAUGUCACAGGCACCCGCAGUCCCCAGUGGGCUCAGAGGGUGACAGAUCAGGACUUCAGAGAACUUCGUGCUGUGACUCUCCAGAAAUCCAGGUCUGAGAGCUGUCUGGGCAUCCCUGGGGUCUGGCCUUGCCUUCUCCAGUGCCCUGAACCAGGCUGGAGCUGGCCACAUAUCCGCAACAGGACAGGGGUAGCAGCUCCACCUCACACAGGCCCACUGGAUACCACAGCCCCUCUGCAGGCACCAACAGAGAAGGGAGGUACUCUGCCCCCUACAGGGGACACAGACCUGUGCUGGACCCAGCCCUGCUUAGAUGAACACUGUUGCCCUCUGUCAGGCACACCAUGCCUCUCACAAGUCAAGUGUCACCACUGCACCCCAGAAAAUACUGUUGACAGUGGCAGGGCACCCCCAAGGCCUCACUGUGGGAAGAUUAGGGCACUGGCCAGAGCCCAUUCCAUUACAGAGUUUCCUUUUGUUUACCCUGAAGAUCAGGUAGGGCUGAACUUAAGGAAGCCUGGGGUCCAACGGAAAGAAAAGACAGCAACAGGAAAGAGCCCAAGAACACAAACCACCCUUUUCCGGGCGCCUACCCAUCAGCCUUGUGCACUUCUGGAUUCUCACAGAGGGGUUCCCAAUUUGCAAGGUCAGUACCAGCCCAGUGAAUGCAGCUUGGAAAAGGACUUUCAGGACACACCUUCUGUGGCUCUCCCACAGGAAAACCAGUUGGAGCAGGGCUAUACGUCAUGCCCAGCCACUUCAGGCCUUAUUUCAGAAUUGGUGCAGCAAGGAGGCUGGGAGGAAGUGCCGGGGCCUGCUGAGCACAAGCUGGGACACAGCUCAGAAAGCAGACCUGAGGAACCUCAAGGCUCUGGCCUGGCACCAGGCCCUGCUGAUGCGGGUGAUAAAGAAAAUCACCUGCAAGACAUUUUUGUCCAAGCAGAAAACCAAACCAGCCAUCCCACAUCCAGGUGUGUUCUCAGGGAGGAUAGAAAACGACUUCCUAGCGCCAACUCCCCGCAUCUCUGCAUCCCUAGUGGAGCCCAGGUGUGGGACAGAGGCAUGGUGGGUGGUUGGGUAGGGAGUGAGACCUCAGACGCCCCAGAGACCACCCUGAAAUCAAGAGAGAAGGAAGCAGAGGCGGGGAUGGUUCUAGACCUCACGUGUAGCGAACGUGCCUGGCAGGGGCUUUCCAGACGCCCAGCAGCCGCCGUGGCUCACCUUGGCCCUGGGCCUGAGGCGGAGGACCAGGGUCCAGGAGAUGUCUCCCAGCCUUCCUCCCCGAGCCUGCAGCCGACGCCCAGGGCAAGCUCGGCCUCUAGGAGCAGCUGCGUGCUCCUCGUGGAGCAGGAGGGUCUGCAGGCCCCUGGGACAGGCUGCCCUCCUCCAGAGCCACAGCUCACCCACCUGGCGGAGGGUGCAACAUCCUGUGCGCUUCCCUGUGGCGCCAGGUGUGGUCUGAGGGAGGCUGGCGGGGCUCAGGUCCCCGGAGUGGAGUUGGAGGAGAUGCUAAGCACAGAGGAUGAAGGCACGAGGACGCAGCCCGAAGCUUUCCUCACCUUAGAGAGCCUGGGGCCGCCCAGCCCAGAGAGCACAGGAUGGGAGCAGGGCCUGAAGACCCCAGAGGCCGUGGAGGACCGGGGAGCAGGGACCAAAGGGCGCCCUGAGGGCUGCGUCUCUGCAGGGGCGGUGCGGGACCCCUGCGCCCUGGCCCUGGCUGGCACGAACACGCACCCGCUGCCCGCCCCACUCCGCCGGCGCCCCAAGACAGGGCUGGAGCCGAGAAAGCGCCUCACGUUCCUCAAGGUGACUUCCCUCAGGAAGGGCAGGCCUCUGGCCUCGAGCCCAGGAGCAGGUCCGCCGCAGGACUGGACCACCGAGGGCCCAAGCUCCCCAGCACCGAGCCCCGCGGCCACCCCUGGCGGGGCCCCCGGGCUGCUGGACCCAGAGCAUGGGGGGAUGGCAGGGGACCCUGGGAGCAAACGACUGUCCUCUGAAAAUUGCAAUGCAAAAAGACUCAAAACAACAGAAAACAGGUUCCGGGCCAGGUUGGCCUUAGCUCAGAAGACUUUUUCCAAUUUUUUUGAGCCAAAAGUUCUAGAAAAAGAAAAGCUGGAAGAACUUUCUCCCGGUUCGCCCAAAGGCGAGAUGGAGAAGAGCGGGCAGCAUCUGAGCCCCUGGCGCGCACUCCUGAAAAGCAGGGACUCCGAGGGCCCCCAAGGCCUCUCUGCGACCACGCCUCCCUUCCCAGGACCCGAGGUCUCUCGUGCGCUCGGGUCUCCCUCCCCAGUGGCCAGCAGCGGCUCCGAGGAGUGGGCCCAGGACCCCGAGAGCUGCGACUGCACAGACCGCUGGACGCCCCCACGCUCCCGUGCGUCUUUGGCACCCAGCAAGUUGGUCUUUCCAGAACACAGGAGGAAAAGUGAGCCAGCCAUCAAAUGCACGUCCCGCCAGGGGGGCGGCAGGUACCUCCCUUCCAGGACCUUCCCUGAACAGUGCUGGCUGAUGCCCAGCCCUGGGGCCCAGCAGCCUGGCAUCAGCUGCACCCUCCCCUGUGGCUCGGCCUGUUGUUUGGCCUAUGAAAACCAAGUCAUGCCCUGCAGGCCCCUGAGCCCCAAGCCGAGGAGCCCCAGGCUCUGCUCACAGCAGACAGACUUUGGCUACCAGGGCAGAACCAGCGCCGUCUCCAUGGUUUCUCUUGGAAGCUAUAGCGAAGUCCACAACUGUUCCCAGGCCUCAGAAAGGCCCAGGACUCCCAAGUCCCGAGCAAGCCUCCUGCUUUCUCUGCAGACACUAAACCAGGAGGACCCAAGGGAAGAGGAUAGAAGCAGAGGCCAGCGUCAAGCCCGCCUGAGCCCAGCACCGUCUCUCAGAGACCUUCCUAGGAGCGAGGUGAGUGACCGGCUGACUGCACAUACCCUGUUACUUCUUAAGGAAAGAAGAGGGAAGUACAGUCAGAGCCUCGUGCCCUGGGGAGGACCGCCGGGCCACAGAUCAAGCUGCCUCCGUGGUCAGAAGGCUUGUCACACAGAGCCAGCUCAGAGGCUCUUCUCCACCACUUUUGCAGAGCAUGUCCCCAGGGAGGCAGCUUCACAGCCCAGGCAGUUUUCUCAGCUCUUGCAGGCCAGUGUGGAUGACCUGUGGCUGGAGAAGAUGCAGAGAAGGAAGCUGGAGACUCAGGCACAGGCUGGAGGCAAGAUACACACCAAGACUGCACAUGUGGAUCGAGUACAGGUGGCUGCCAUGUCCUCACUCUGCCCCAUGCUGGCACUCGCCAUGCGUGGGCCCAGGAUUGCAGCACACAAAGUAACUUACUGGGUUAUUAGAAUCACAGGUGUGAGAAAUUGUCUGAUAGCUGCCAAUUUCUGCAACCUUACAAUCUUGCUGCUGGCAUCUGUUGUCUUUUCCCCUUUCAUGAUUUCCUUCAGUUCUGUAGACAUGUUUAUAAUGGAUGCUUGA
Messenger RNA from Dipodomys spectabilis (banner-tailed kangaroo rat), 4767 nucleotides. RefSeq lists its product as uncharacterized. The coding region runs from base 1 to 4767 and encodes 1588 amino acids. NCBI's taxonomy places the organism in Eukaryota, Metazoa, Chordata, Mammalia, Rodentia, Heteromyidae. The record is from RefSeq and is a predicted model, not a curated record. The transcript has 9 exons.